Molecule: messenger RNA, 645 nt
Organism: Ziziphus jujuba (common jujube)
Lineage: Eukaryota; Viridiplantae; Streptophyta; Magnoliopsida; Rosales; Rhamnaceae
Product: ankyrin repeat-containing protein BDA1
Exons: 1
Coding region: 1-645 (214 amino acids)
Molecular function (GO): protein binding
Source: RefSeq, a predicted model, not a curated record
AUGGAUGGAAGACUGGAGACGGCUAUUCAGAAUGGAGAUAUCGGCAUGCUGUACCGUUCAAUAAACGACGAUCCCGAUAUACUGGAGCGAAUUGAGAAGGUAUCAUUUAUCGACACUCCUUUGCAUAUAGCAGCUUCUAAUGGAAAGAUCAUAUUUGCAAAAGUGCUAAUGUCUUUAAAAGCAUCAUUUGCUCGGAAACUAAAUCCAAAUGGGUACACCCCCUUGCACCUAGCCUUACGCAAUAAGCAAUGGGAUAUGGUUCGUCUAUUACUGUGUUGGGAACCUGAUCUUGUCCGCGUUCGAGGAAGAGAGGGCCAGACUCCUUUGCACCAUCUGGCUAAGAAAGGAGAAGACCAUCAUCAUCAAGAACAAAAGCUUCAACUCUUGGUUAAAUUUUUAUUGUUUUGCCCUAUGAGUAUCCAAGAUAGGACUACUCAAAAGGAGACUGCACUUCAUAUUGCUGUGAAGGAUGAAAAUUCUGGUGCCUUUGAUAUUUUACUAGGUGGACUUCGAAGAGCCAGCUAUGAAGGUUCUGAAAUCCAUGAGUUGGAAAUUAUAAACUUGAAGGAUGGGGAUGGGAACAAUGUGCUACACAUUGCAACCGAUAGGAAUCAUUCCCAAGUAAGGCUUCCUCAUAUCUUGUAA